AUGUCGAGGCGCCACGUGCUGUCGAUGACGCUGCCUCGUAACGGGCUCCCCACAGCCAAGGCAUUGCCGCACCAUAAGGCACAACGACCCGCCAAGGGGAAUGCAGCGCCGUCCGCACUUGGCUCGGCGCUCUGGGGUUUCCCCGUCUACUUUAGCCCCGAAAUGGACCGCGAGCACGACGAGCGAGCCCAGCGCGUGGCGGCCCUUCGCGCGAAGCUCCAAGCAGAGCGGUCGCGCCAGGUCGCGGCACACGAAGCCGAGGUCGACGAGCGCAUGGCCAGGUCCCGCCGCGACCACACAAAGUACCUCUAUUAUGCGUCUCGGUACGGCGCGCUGCCCGCCCUUCUCUUUUGCUGCACGCAACUUCCUGGACGCGUGUACGAGCUCUACGUGCAUAGCACAGCCAACGCACUCCAGACGUGGGCGCGUGCUCGCAUGUGCAUUCUCAAGGCCCACGCGCGGAGCCGCGUCGCGUCGGCAUUUGUCGCUUCGAUCGUGGCAGCCGUCCUUGAAAAGCGAUCUCUGGCGGCGACCCAAGCCGGCCGCGCGACGCAGCUGCUUCGGCGCAUCGUCCUCCGCGCUCAAGUACAGACGUUUGGUGCAUGGAAAGGCUGGCUGCUACAAACGCGUGCCAGCAAGCGCAAGUUUCAAGCGGCGAUGAAUGCGACCUUGGCCUCUCGCUUCGCCACGUGGCGAGACCACGCCCACACGCGCGCCAUGAUUCGACACGGCAAGCUCUGCCAAGCGUCGGUCAAGGUCUUCCGCAGGAGUCUCAUCAACCGGUUUGGCCACUGGCAUGGCGUGACGCAGCGGACCAAAGGCAUUCGUCGACGCUUCACCAACGUCUGCGUUCGGCGCCAGCGCGAGUUGUUUGGUGUUUGGACCGCGUACGUGGCAUUCGCAAACCGCACGACCCCCUAUGCGCGCCGCCUGCAAGUGUGGUUCCGCCGCUCUCUCGCGCGCGCUCGGUUUCGAAAGCGGCAGCACGCCGCAACAACCGUGGCACGCCAUGUUCGCGGCCACCUAGCGCGGCGCCACGUCGUAGCACUUCGCGCAUCCAUGCGCGCGCUCGAGAGCAAGCUGCGCUUUGAGCGCCGCAAAGCGCUGGCGAUGCAACACGAAGCGUUCAAUGCAUCCCUUCUCAACGCGAUAGCAACGGAGCGCGACCGCCGCCGCCUCGAGGAGGCGGCACUACAGCAAGAGCAAGACCGGGUCGAGGCCGAGGUCAAGAAGGCACUGGCCAAGAUUCUCGGCAACGAAUACCGAGCGCAGUUGCGGGAAAAGAUGACCCUUCUCAAGCAGCGCGAUGGACUCGACGCCAAGCGCGCGUCGGCCAAAGCUGCUACCGAGGUCAUUGCCGACGCCGUUGCGCUCGCUCGGGACCAAGCACGGUCUGCGUUUCGCGCCACGAGACCGCCGCCGGCCGUGUGCACCGAGUGCCAGUUGGGGCUGCCGACCAUGCAGUGUCCGCAUGUGUGUGGCGAAGCCGACGACGAAGGUCGGUACGAAGCGUAUGCUCGCGAGCAAGUGCUCCUCCAAGCAGUGGCACUGGCACAGCUUGAGCGCGAGACCAUCUCGUUUGCGGCGCUGUACCAGUACAAGCGCACGACCAUCAACUAGUGC
Saprolegnia diclina VS20 is the source of this 1623-nucleotide messenger RNA. RefSeq lists its product as hypothetical. The coding region runs from base 1 to 1620 and encodes 539 amino acids. The transcript has 11 exons. Lineage: Eukaryota; Oomycota; Saprolegniomycetes; Saprolegniales; Saprolegniaceae. The record is from RefSeq and is a predicted model, not a curated record. Gene Ontology annotation, molecular function: protein binding.